GGGAGAGGCUGGGGAAAGUUUUCCCUGCUCCCUCUUUCUUGAGCUGCAGGGUCUCGCUCCUAGCUGAAGUCUGUCGCAGCUCUCGGCAUUGUUUUGCUGGGAGACUCCCCUUCUCCCGACCCUCCCCAUUUUCAUUUGGCCCUUUCCAAGAUCAAAGCAUAUCAUCUUCGCCUCUGGAGGAGAGGAUAUUUUUCACUGUUUUCUUUUCCUCCAUAACACGGACUCCACAAAGGGCUAUUCACUUAGUAGGGACCUUUAUCCAGGAGUGCGGUGAACUGAUUGAAAUGACAUUUCUCUUGUCCUGCCUCGGAUAAACUACCUGCUUUAUAUAAUUUAAGAUAACCAUCGAGGCACGCUCUGUUCUGCUUUCGAGAAGGCCUAAGUCUGAAGGUGGAGGAAGGAUUAAACACAUUCCUGAGGAAAGCGAGCAGUCUAUUUAACCAAGCAGAGAUGCCAGCUUAUCUAUAGGACUUGCUUGAAGCCAGAGUCAUGGUAGAUGUAGGAAAGUGGCCGAUCUUCACUUUGCUCUCACCUCAAGAAAUUGCAUCCAUUCGGAAAGCAUGUGUCUUUGGCAACUCAGCCAAUGAAGCACUGUAUGUUACUGACAAUGACGAGGUCUUUGUGUUUGGAAUGAACUAUAGUAACUGUCUAGGAACUGGAGAUAGCCAGAGCACACUCGUACCCAAGAAGUUAGAAGCCUUAUGUGGAAAGAAGAUUAAAAGCCUUAGUUAUGGGAGUGGACCACAUGUUCUUCUCAGCACUGAAGAUGGAGUUGUUUACGCCUGGGGCCACAAUGGAUAUAGCCAGCUUGGGAAUGGGACAACCAACCAAGGCAUUGCUCCCAUCCAAGUCUGUACUAAUCUCUUGAUCAAGCAAGUGGUUGAAGUAGCUUGUGGCUCACAUCAUUCAAUGGCUCUGGCAGCAGAUGGAGAGGUAUUUGCUUGGGGCUAUAACAACUGUGGCCAGGUGGGAUCAGGAUCAACAGCAAAUCAACCAACUCCUCGCAAAGUUACAAACUGUUUACAUAUUAAGAAGGUUGUAGGAAUCGCCUGUGGUCAGACCUCGUCCAUGGCUGUUCUGGACAAUGGUGAGGUGUAUGGCUGGGGUUACAAUGGCAAUGGUCAGCUGGGCUUGGGAAACAAUGGCAAUCAGCUGACCCCUGUGAGAGUGGCAGCUUUGCACAGCGUGUGCGUGAACCAGAUUGUCUGCGGCUAUGCACACACUCUCGCACUAACAGAUGAGGGCUUGCUCUAUGCCUGGGGAGCUAACACGUAUGGGCAGCUGGGAACUGGCAAUAAAAAUAACCUGCUAAACCCAGUACACAUCAUGGUGGAGAAAGAAAGGGUAGUAGAGAUUGCGGCCUGCCACUCUGCCCACACAUCUGCCGCCAAGACCCAGGGCGGGCACGUGUACAUGUGGGGCCAGUGCCGGGGCCAGUCGGUGAUCCUGCCUCACCUCACCAGCUUCUCCUGCACGGACGACGUGUUCGCCUGCUUUGCCACGCCCGCCGUCUCGUGGCGCCUCCUCUCUGUGGAGCAUGAAGACUUUUUAACAGUUUCAGAGUCACUGAAGAAAGAAUUUGACAGUCCAGAAACAGCCGACCUAAAGUUUCGAAUUGAUGGGAAAUAUAUCCAUGUCCAUAAAGCUGUUUUGAAAAUCAGGUGUGAGCACUUUCGAUCCAUGUUUCAGUCUUAUUGGAAUGAGGACAUGAAAGAAGUGAUAGAAAUAGACCAGUUUUCUUACCCAGUGUAUCGUGCCUUUCUCCAGUACCUCUACACAGACGCAGUUGACCUGCCACCUGAAGAUGCUAUAGGUCUUUUGGAUUUGGCAACAUCUUACUGUGAAAACAGAUUGAAAAAACUUUGUCAGCACAUUAUCAAGCGAGGAAUCACUGUGGAGAAUGCCUUUUCAUUAUUCUCUGCUGCGGUCAGAUAUGAUGCAGAGGAUUUAGAAGAAUUCUGCUUUAAGUUUUGCAUCAAUCAUUUGACAGAAGUUACACAGACUGCAGCGUUUUGGCAAAUGGAUGGCCCCCUGCUAAAGGAAUUCAUUGCUAAAGCCAGUAAAUGUGGAGCCUUUAAGAACUGAAGCCAAGGCUGCUGGGUUUUGUGUGAGUGCCCUGGGGCACUGGCGAUGGUGAUGCUGUGCCCUUUGUGCUCUACGGGUGAUAUAAUUCUGCAGGUAAAAACCCAUCAGGUUGUGCUUUUCAUAUCUGAGACACAGUUCUCUGUGUAGGAAUAUAUGAAGGAUGUGCGGCCUUUCCUGAACCUAUUUUAAACAACUUUUGUUUCUAGAUAAGUAUAUUUUAAAUGUGACUGUAGGUUUGGCUGGAGCAUUGUAAAAGAGUGAAAGUUUAGGUGUAUUUUUUUGGGGGGGGGCAGUUUGGUUUUUGAUUAGAGGAAUUUCUGAACUUGGAAAGGGGAAGUUUUUGGCAACUCCCCUUGCUCACAUAUCAACAAUGCUUUUGACACUAGGAGUUGGGGUAGUUUGUGAAUUGUGAGACAGACAUAGAGGCCCCACCAUGAGUUAGAGAUGCUGACUUUGGGGCUUGUUGAAGUGCUGCAUUAGUUGCUAGCUCACUGCCUUGCUGUGAAGGAACAGUUGAGAUUGAGGCUUUUGUUUGGGUGUUUGCACUAUCGAUGGACUUUUUAACUUCAUGAUAUAUAAAAAUAUAUUCAGUUUAAUAUGAGUUAAUCUAUUGAAAUGAUAAUUAUGUAAAGAUAAAUUUCUAGGUUAGCCAAAAUUUCUCUUAAGACUAAAGCACAUAAAGAGUACUAAUUUAGAAUGGUUUGUGAAAAGUUGUUAAUGAAAGAAACUUUGUUUGGACAAAGGUGAAUAUUUUAUUAAUUAGAAUCCCCAAUACUAUAUAAAGGCUUUUCAUUUUCUUAAGGUAAAAUCUGAGAACUUAAGUUUAAAUCCCCCCACACAUACCUUUUCCCCUGUAAAUACUAAUUGUAAGAGGAAAAUAAUGACAUAUUCAACGUACUCUUGCCUCCCUAAAUUAUGGCUGCUGCAUCAUCAGAUCUGCUACAUCUGACUCAGAGAAGUGGUUCUUAAAACCAACUCUCUUAUAGGGCUUAAUGGAAUUCACUUUAUCUCUUUUAUCUAGGCCAAAUCCAGCACAAGUUUGCUUAUUUGAAACCACCAGCUUUCAGUUUGAUUUCCUUCUCCUUUUAAUUGUGGUAUUUAGCACAAUUUAACUUUAGAAAAGGAUCAGAAUUAUGAUCUUCUUUAUUGAUUUUUGGAUCUGCUUAUGAAGUGUGAUCUGGAAGGUAAGAAUGUUCGGCUCUGAGUUUUGUCAUGUGUGUCCGUCGAGCUUGCUUUAAGAACAAAGCUUUGUUCUGCUCUCUGGCCCAUGGACUCAUUUCCAUUUGUGGGAGCUCUGUUAGUGAACUACUGUUUCCUGCUUGGAAGUUCCUCCUAUCUGAACUUGGAACCUAAAUAGACUUUUAGAGCCAAAUUAAGAGGGUGAAGAGAUGCGGCAGCUAUUUUUUUAGCAAUGUUUUUAAGUGUGUGUGGUGUUGGGAGAACGAGAUCCAUUGAUAGGUGAAAUAUAUACAAACCUAGAAGUGCCGGCCCCUUUUCUUGACCAUGUUGCAAGCGAUUGAAGCCCAGUGAAUUAUUAGAAUAGAAUUAAUUAUGCAACAUAAAAUUUUUCUUGCUAGAUGAUAAAUGCCCAUUAAUUUGAUUAUUAGUUAUGAUGAGUAGUAUUUCCAACAAUCACUGUUCUGUAGGCUUAUGAUCCAGACAAAAUAAGAACUUCAGUAUGUUUACUGUCACUCUUACUUGAAAAAAAAAAUGAACUUAAAAGUAAAGCACAAAUUAAAAUAAUAGGUCCUAAUAUAGGUGAAGAACCACUUCUCAUAUUACUGGGUAAUUGUAUGAGUAUGUAUGUAGUAAAGAAAACGGGAAUGAAUUCCUCAAAGAGUAGUCGAGUAUCGUUUUUUUAAAUACUUAUUUUUCUACUUGGUUUUGUUGUUAAUCACAGAGAUGAAAACUUCUUUGAAUUGCUUUUUUCAUCUGAUGUAAUAAUGAAAGCCAAAGUAUUCAUAUUCUUUAAAAUAGCCCUAAAUGUACUCUUGAACUUCUUACUGAGACAAUGUUUGAUACUCCAGUAUAUAGGUUGUACUUACGUAAUGCUUAGAGUGACUUGUUAAUAAAGUAAUGUGUUUAAACUGGCA
This is a messenger RNA of Pteropus alecto (black flying fox), 4178 nucleotides long. RefSeq names its product RCC1 and BTB domain containing protein 1 (gene RCBTB1). The coding region runs from base 490 to 2085 and encodes 531 amino acids. Gene Ontology annotation, molecular function: protein binding. Lineage: Eukaryota; Metazoa; Chordata; Mammalia; Chiroptera; Pteropodidae. The record is from RefSeq and is a predicted model, not a curated record. The transcript is spliced from 13 exons.